AUGGCGGCCGGCGUGGCGACGUGGCUGCCGUUCGCCCGCGCGGCGGCGGUGGGCUGGCUGCCGCUCGCCAAGAAGACGAUGCCCAAACCGCCCGUGGACAAAUCCUCCAGAUCAGACGAGAUCCUGUUCGUCAACGUGAGCGGGCUCCGCUUCCAGACAUGGAAGAACACGCUGGAUCGGUACCCGGACACCCUGCUGGGCUCCUCGGAGAAGGAGUUUUUCUACAACGAGGACACGCAGGAGUACUUCUUCGACCGGGACCCCGAGAUGUUCCGGCACAUUCUGAACUUCUACCGCACCGGGAAGCUGCACUACCCGCGGCACGAGUGCAUCCAGGCCUUCGACGAGGAGCUGGCCUUCUACGGCAUCGUGCCAGAGAUCAUCGGAGACUGCUGCAUGGAGGAAUACCGGGACAGGAAAAAGGAGAACCAGGAGCGCCUGGCGGAGGACACGGAGGCCAGUGAGGCGACGGACGCCCCGCUGCCCCCGGACAGCACGUCACGGGAGCGUCUGUGGCGAGCUUUCGAGAACCCGCACACCUCCACCAUGGCGCUGGUCUUCUACUACGUCACAGGCUUCUUCAUCGCCGUUUCUGUCAUCGCCAACGUGGUGGAAACCGUCCCCUGCCGGGCCCCCAAGGGCAGCGUCAAAGACCUUCCCUGCGGCGAGAAAUACGCGCUGGCCUUCUUCUGCAUGGACACGGCCUGCGUGCUCAUCUUCACCUUCGAGUACCUGAUGCGCCUGUUUGCCGCGCCGAGCCGCUGCAAGUUCAUGCGCUCGGUGAUGUCGGUGAUCGACGUGGUGGCCAUCAUGCCCUACUACAUCGGCCUGGUGAUGCCCGAGAACGAGGACGUGAGCGGCGCCUUCGUCACCCUCCGGGUUUUCCGGGUCUUCAGGAUCUUCAAGUUCUCGCGUCACUCGCAGGGUUUGAGGAUUUUGGGCUACACGCUGAAGAGCUGCGCCUCCGAGCUCGGCUUCCUGCUCUUCUCCCUCACCAUGGCCAUCAUCAUCUUCGCCACUGUCAUGUUCUACGCCGAGAAGGGCACCAAGGGCUCCAGCUUCACCUCCAUCCCCGCCUCCUUCUGGUACACCAUCGUCACCAUGACAACACUAGGGUAUGGCGACAUGGUUCCCAACACCAUCGCGGGGAAGAUCUUCGGCUCGAUCUGCUCGCUCAGCGGCGUCCUGGUCAUCGCCCUGCCCGUCCCCGUCAUCGUGUCCAACUUCAGCCGCAUCUACCACCAGAACCAGAGAGCGGACAAGAUGAGAGCCCAGCAGAAAGUGCGCUUGGCUCGGAUCCGCAUGGCAAAGAAAGGCACAGCCAACGCUUUCCUCCAGUACAAAGAAGACGGAGGACUCGGGGACCGGGACAGUGACAGCACGGCUCUGUGUCUGAAGAACAGAUCAGCGUUUGAGCACCAACACCACCACCUGCUGCACUGCCUGGAGAAGACCACUAAUCACGAGUUCACCGACGAGCUGACCUACAGCGAGGUGUGCAUGACCGAGUCGGUGGGCUUCAGGACGAGCCGCAGCACCUCCCUGUCCAGCCAGCAGGGGGCGCAGAACAACUCCACCGGCUGCUGCCCCCGCCGCGCCAAGAGGAGAGCCGCCAUGCGCCUCGCCAACUCCACCGUGUCGGUCAGCCGGGGCAGCGUGCAGGAGCUGGACACCCUGCACGUCAAGACCACCACCGUCCCGCCGCAGACUCGUUCCAGUCUGAAUGCCCGGGCGGACGACCUGAAGCUGAACUGUGGAGAGCGAGAUUUCACCGCCGCCAUCAUCAGCAUCCCCACGCCGCCCGCCAACACGCCCGACGAGAGCCUCCCCCCGUCGCCCGCCAUCCCCGGCAUCCUGCGAAACACCCGGGCCACCGCCUACACCCACGACACCGUCAAAAUCUCCUCCUUAUAA
Messenger RNA from Myripristis murdjan (pinecone soldierfish), 1914 nucleotides. RefSeq names its product potassium voltage-gated channel, Shal-related subfamily, member 1 (gene kcnd1). The record is from RefSeq and is a predicted model, not a curated record. Bases 1 to 1914 code for a protein of 637 amino acids. Gene Ontology annotation, biological process: potassium ion transmembrane transport; protein homooligomerization; action potential. The transcript has 8 exons. NCBI's taxonomy places the organism in Eukaryota, Metazoa, Chordata, Actinopteri, Holocentriformes, Holocentridae. Gene Ontology annotation, cellular component: voltage-gated potassium channel complex; dendritic spine; neuronal cell body. Gene Ontology annotation, molecular function: protein binding; A-type (transient outward) potassium channel activity.